AUGACACAUGGUAUGAAUAAUAAAUUAAAAGGUAGUACUUUAUUUUGGAAAGACAUUAGCGAAUCUUUAGACUGAGAGUUUAGGGAGCUAGUAAUAGAUGUAUGAAUAUGUAUAAAGAUUAGAUUAACNUUAAAGUAAUAAACUUUAUUUGAAAUAUAAGUUCAUAAUUAAAUUAAAAAAAUGAUUGUAAUUGAUUGUCUAAGUGUUAAUAAUAUUUUUUAAUAAAUAAUGUUAUCCUACUUAAAAUCUUAUAGAUUCCCUUCUCCUAAAUAAUUAUUCAGAUAUAAAUUUAGAUGUAAAUAAAAAUGCUUGAAUAAAAUAGAUUAAAGAUACAUAUAAAUUAUAUAUUUUAAAGCACAAAAAGUAUAAUAAAUUUAAAUAUUUUGAGAUGAUCCUGACUUGAAUAAAAAGAGUGAUAUAAAAGAGAGAUUUACUUAAAUAAAUUAAGCUUAUAAUUAACUUAAGCAACGCAAAUUUCAUAAAAAAGUAGAAGAGGAGCGUUAAUUUGAUAAAAUUAGUUCUGCAUAAUCUGUAGAAGAGUUUAAUGAUAAAUAUUUUGAUUCUACUUUAUGA
Molecule: messenger RNA, 573 nt
Organism: Paramecium sonneborni
Lineage: Eukaryota; Ciliophora; Oligohymenophorea; Peniculida; Parameciidae
Source: the annotation of a GenBank genome assembly